AUGUCACGUCGUUCACGUAGUCGAAGUCGAACACGUUCACCUCCUUCAAGACCACGAGAUCGAGAAGAUCGUCGACGAAGAGAUGAUCGAGAUAGAAAAAAGGAUAGGAAGAAGAGAAGGUUUGUCCACAAAUUAUUGAUUUUUCCUAGAGAACAAAAAAGUGUUUUGCAGACAUCGCAGUCAUUCAUCUGAAGGUUCUAUUGCUGAAUCACAUCAACUUGGAAGUAUUCUGAAAGAAGAAAGAAGACGGCGUGAAAGAAGUAGAGAAAGAAACAGUACACCAAGAACAUUUGAACCGGAUGCAAGUAUUCCAUUUGAUAUAAACACGUUAAAUGAUUCAGCCAAAAAAUGGUUAGAAGAACGAAUAACAGAACAAGUCACUUCGCGAGUUGAUAAAUUGGAAACAUUAAUGGCUGAAAAAGCAACAGCUGCGCGAAAUGAAAUGGAGAAAAUGUUGAGAGCACAAAUUGAAACUGAAAUGGCUAAUGAAUUAGAAGAGUGUAAAAAACGAGAUGUAAGUUUUGUUAGUACUAUGAAGCAAAUAUGAAAUUCUUGAAUUUAGGAGCAAUCUAGAAAACGAUGUAAACAAUUAGAAUCGGAACUCGAGAAAAAAAUCAACGAAGCUGAAGAAAGUCGAAGACAAUAUGUAAGUUAUCUAAAAUUUCUAUCGAUGUUUAAUUUUUAUAUUGUUUCUUCCGAAAUCAAUAAUAAUAAAUCUUCUUUAAUUCGCUUACAGGUGUUAUAUUUAUUUUCUUUCAAUUUUAAUUUUUCCCAAACAAUCAAAACUCAAAAUUAAUUAUUUAAAAAGUUUUACAAAUCCGUGGAUUUCGACGACGACGAUUUUUUUGGAGAUGGACAAAUGUGAGGUAUUUCGAACCCAGAAAUUUAGGAUAGGAUAGAGUUUUUUAAAACAUCCAGAAUUUCCUAAAAUUAAUUUUUUUCAGGAAGAAAAUCGAUUGGCAAUGCUUGAUCAAAAAAGUCAACUUGAACGUGAAAGAGCCGAAUUGUUGAGAGAAAAAGAAGAAUUGAAAAAAUCGGAGCAACAAACAAUUAUUAAUAAAGGAGGAGUUGCUCGAGCACCGAUUAAAUUCAAAUUUGGAAAAUGA
This is a messenger RNA of Caenorhabditis angaria, 1106 nucleotides long. Lineage: Eukaryota; Metazoa; Nematoda; Chromadorea; Rhabditida; Rhabditidae. The record is from the annotation of a GenBank genome assembly.